AUGGCUUCUAGCCAGAAUGUCGCUAACCUGGAUGUCGCUCACCCGGACGUCGCUCAGCCAGAAGUCGCUCAUCUAGGCGUCGCUCAGCAGGAUGUAGCGCACGAGGACAUCUCUCACCAGGACGUCGCUAAGCAUGUCGCUCACCAGAGUGUUGCUCGCCAGGAUGCCUCUGCCUUUAAUCGGGCUCCUUUUAACCAGGCUGCGUGGCUUAUCGCCAAAUCAGGCCGUCCCCUCAAGAUCGGCAUCGCGCCAUUCACACCUCCGUCUGCCCAUCAAAUCGUUGUCAAGAAUGGUGCUGUGGCUGUCAAUACCGUUGAAUGGACCAAGAAGUUGAUGGGCAACAUGAUGUCCCCCUGGGUCAAGUACCCGUUUGUACCCGGAAAUGAUUGCGCUGGUGAAGUUGUGCAGGUCGGUGACAUGGUCAGUCGCAUCAAGGUUGGUGAUCGGGUUCUUGCCCACGCCCUCUCCAUGGAUCCAGCUGUCAACAAAUCUUCUGAAGGUGCUUUUCAAAUCUACACUGUGAUCCGUGACAAUAUGGUCACAGUGAUUCCCGAUUGGCUCUCUUAUGAAGAGGCUUGUGUCAUUCCCCUCGGUCUGUCAACUGCCGCGACCGCUUUGUUUCACCGAGGCUUCCUAUCUCUCAAUCUCCCUGGUACUCCCCCGGGCACAGGCCCAGAAUGGCUUCCCGAAGUGGUCCUGGUCUGGGGUGGAUCGACCAGCGUCGGUUGCAGCGCCAUCCAGCUCGCCGCCGCGGCUGGUUACGAGGUUAUCGCCACUUGCUCUCCCAAAAACUUUGAAUAUGUCAGUAAUCUUGGCGCAUGUGCGGUCUUUGAUUAUCGUGACAAGGCCACCAUCCAGCAAAUCGUUGAGCUUCUCGGGAACAAGAAAGUUGUCGGCGCCAUCGCUGUUGGGGACGACUCAACUGAUGCUUGCAUUGAAGUCCUCGCGAAGACAAACGGCUCGAAGUUCGUGGCCCGGGCCUGCUUCCCGCCCCCGAAAAGAAUUAUAAGCACAACCUUCCAGCUAUUCCGUGCCGUGGCAGCCUCGGUUCGGUCGAACAUCAAGACCUUCAUCAAGGCGAAACGCAGUGGUGUGAAAACCAAGUUCAUCUCCGGUACCUCUGCGGCUCAUAACGAGGUUGGUGCUAUGGUUUAUGACCACUUCCUCCCUGGAGCUCUUGCCACUGGGGUUUUUGUUGCUGCUCCCAAGCCGCGCAUUGUGGGGAAGGGGUUGAGCCAAAUCCAGCUUGCUAUGGAUUGCCACAUGAGGGGUGAGGCAGCUCAGAAGGCCGUUGUCUCGCUUUGA
Messenger RNA from Penicillium roqueforti, 1305 nucleotides. RefSeq names its product zinc-binding alcohol dehydrogenase family protein. The record is from RefSeq and is a predicted model, not a curated record. Lineage: Eukaryota; Fungi; Ascomycota; Eurotiomycetes; Eurotiales; Aspergillaceae. The transcript has a single exon. Gene Ontology annotation, molecular function: oxidoreductase activity, acting on NAD(P)H. The coding region runs from base 1 to 1305 and encodes 434 amino acids.